AUGGAAAUAUCACCAAUUACUCUCAACCUUCCGGAAUGCGCGCCCAAUCUCAUGCCAUUCCACAUCUCUCACUCAGGGCCCGCACCAAUAUCUACGUACUUUCGGGUCAAGCCCUCGCUUUCUAGCCCGCACCUUUCCCUUACACAAAACACGUCAAACGAAACACACCUGUCUACAGACCACAGCCAGAACACCCUCGUUGCUGAAGAGUCUCAAUGCUCCAUAACCACAAUUGCCGAAUCACAGUCUACUCCAUUAGAGGAGGAUUCUCAGACAUGUCCUGCAAGAGUGGGCGCUAUGGUAGUCGACGCGGAUUCUGGGACUCAAGCCAGCUCAUCAAGUGAAGUAGCUCGCGCGCCACCUGUGCCAUCUCCAGUCGAAGUUGGUAUCAACAAUAGCUUUAUUGCAGCAUUCAGAGGGAGGCAGGUACACGGUCGUACCGCAGACCUGCCACAAGGAUACGGUGGCAUAGUUCUUAGUGCACCAAGCGGUGAUGCAAAGAGUCAGGGUGACGACGCUGGGAUGGUUGAAAAAAUGGCUCAAACAAGAGGCAAGGGUCGAGCAACACGAACAUGCAGCCGACAGAUGGACAUAGAUGAGGACGAUGCGGUGGAUGCAGAUCAUGACGGCUCACAUGUUGAGAUUCGGAGACUAACCCCGGUCUCAAGGUUUUCUUCCUUGACCGUUUGGUCCCCAGACAUACCGGUGGAUGAGGGCAAAGACGAGUAUCUUAGGUCUUUGACAGAGUGGACAAAAUUAGCGGCAGAGAUUCAUGCCUAUGACGCAUAA
Molecule: messenger RNA, 789 nt
Organism: Suillus discolor
Lineage: Eukaryota; Fungi; Basidiomycota; Agaricomycetes; Boletales; Suillaceae
Product: ribonuclease H2, subunit C
Exons: 2
Coding region: 1-789 (262 amino acids)
Biological process (GO): RNA catabolic process
Cellular component (GO): ribonuclease H2 complex
Source: RefSeq, a predicted model, not a curated record